Molecule: messenger RNA, 1047 nt
Organism: Phanerochaete carnosa HHB-10118-sp
Lineage: Eukaryota; Fungi; Basidiomycota; Agaricomycetes; Polyporales; Phanerochaetaceae
Exons: 6
Coding region: 51-590 (179 amino acids)
Source: RefSeq, a predicted model, not a curated record
UUCUUCCUUCUGAACGUCCAACUACCGCCUACAACAUCUACUAGUUCGCCAUGUCCGGUCCUCCGCCGAAGGGCAACUACGGUGCCCCGCCAAAGUACAUCAAUGACUUCAGCAAGGCUCUCGCGGGCGAAGUUCGCAUCUUGCUGCAGGAGGUCGGCAAGCUCAGAGAUGAACGAAGACAGUUGCAACACGAGAUCUCCGAGCUCAUGGCCGUGAGGGCGAAGUACAGCAGCGGCGGGGAGUACACGCCAGACUGGCAUCCCGGCCAUCGCGAGGCGACCCCACCCCCCGCUUUGCCCCCACCGCCGCCCCCAGAUCCCGCCGAGCCCGCCGGCCCUGCUCCCCCUGCCUGGCGGACUGUUCACAAGCGGGUUCCCCGACAAAAGAAGCCCAAAGCCCUACCUGCGCCUGCCGCAGCUCCGCCACCCCCAGCGAUCGAGGCACCGCCUCCAUCAAAUCUGCCUUCUUGGGCUCAGUGGAGACCCAACCCCAUGUACGCGCCUCAACCUCAAAUGGCUGCUCCUCCUAUGGCUUCGCCCGCGCCUCCUCGAGCCGGUCUAUUCGGUUCGCCGUCCCCACCACCGAAGUAGAGAAGAGAUCUGUACUAUUAUCUGAUUGUAUCGUUGAGUUAGCUUUCUAUUAUCUCGCUUGUCGUUCUCUUGGAUGCCCUUCUGUUAACAUUUUGAUGCCAUAACUUUUGCGUGGCCACUAGAAUCCUCUCGUUCUGACUCUUCAAUAGUGUUUCAUCACAUUUGCAAUCAAGCUACGAAUCUCGGUGUGCCCCGCUCCCUCAACCUGUGUAACCUCAUACCCAACCUCUGCACCGAAAUCGUCCGCCUGCCCGUGCUCGAGUGCUACGUGGUCUGAACUCAUGUUGAAGGCGCCCUAGUCGUACUCGUCUAAAGCGUUCACCUCGCCCGAGAUCUUGAGGUGUACUUUCAUCCGAUUCGUGGGCAUCAUCAGCAGGCAGGGUUAAGCCUCCAUGCAGGUGUACUGCGGCGUGAAAAUCAAAGCCUCCUGGCGCAGUAAAAUGGAACAGACCCCAGG